CAUCAUGGCGGCUUCCAUUUCGGGCUACACCUUCAGCGCUGUGUGUUUCCACAGCGCCAACAGCAACGCGGACCACGAAGGAUUUUUGCUGGGAGAGGUAAGACAAGAGGAAACCUUUAGCAUAAGUGACUCACAAAUCAGCAACACGGGAUUUCUGCAAGUAAUUGAAAUCCAUAACCAUCAGCCUUGUUCAAAACUUUUUAGUUUUUAUGACUACGCAAGCAAAGUUAAUGAAGAGAGUUUGGACAGAAUUCUUAAAGAUCGGAGAAAGAAAGUUAUCAGGUGGUAUAGAUUCCGGCGAAACACACAGCAACAGAUGUCAUACAGAGAGCAAGUUAUUCAUAAACAGCUUACCCGCAUCCUUGGCGUGCCUGACCUUGUCUUCCUUCUCUUCAGCUUCAUCUCCACUGCCAACAAUUCCACUCACGCUUUAGAGUAUGUUCUCUUUAGACCAAAUCGCAGGUAUAAUCAAAGAAUAUCACUUGCUAUCCCCAAUCUAGGCAAUACUAGCCAACAAGAGUACAAAGUGUCUUCAGUGCCAAAUACUUCUCAGAGUUAUGCCAAAGUUAUUAAAGAACAUGGUACUGACUUUUUUGACAAGGAUGGAGUGAUGAAAGACAUCAGGGCCAUUUAUCAGGUUUAUAAUGCACUUCAGGAGAAAGUACAGGCAGUGUGUGCAGAUGUAGAAAAGAGUGAGCGAGUUGUUGAAUCUUGUCAGGCAGAAGUGAACAAAUUAAGAAGACAAAUCACUCAGAGGAAGAAUGAAAAGGAACAAGAAAGAAGACUGCAGCAGGCAGUGUUUAGCAGACAGAUGCCAUCUGAGGGUGUGGCGCCUGCGUUCAGUCCUCGGAGGCCCUCUUCUGGGUUUGCAGCCGAAGGCAGAAGUGCACUUGCAGAUGUGGAACCCUCUGACCCUCCUCCUCCUUAUUCCGACUUUCACCCAAACAAUCAAGAGAGUACUCUGAGCCAUUCACGCAUGGAAAGGAGUGUCUUUAUGCCGCGACCUCAAGCCGUGGGCUCUUCUAAUUAUGCUUCCACCAGUGCCGGACUGAAGUACCCUGGAAGUGUUGCAGACCUUCUUCCUUCCCAAAGAGCAGCUGGAGACAGUGGUGAAGAAUCAGACGACAGUGAUUAUGAAAAUUUGAUUGACCCUACAGAGCCCUCUAAUAGUGAAUACUCAUAUUCGAAGGAUUCACGACCCAUGACACAUCCCGAUGAGGAUCCCAGGAACACUCAGACCUCCCAGAUUUAACUAAACAAAAGAAACUCUCCACUUAGCACUGUUUUUCUUAAUUGCUUAUUGAGAGUUUGUUGAGGACUCAAUCUGGGCACAGAACGGCUUUACCAGAUAGUUG
Messenger RNA from Sciurus carolinensis (gray squirrel), 1355 nucleotides. RefSeq names its product BRISC complex subunit Abraxas 2-like. NCBI's taxonomy places the organism in Eukaryota, Metazoa, Chordata, Mammalia, Rodentia, Sciuridae. Gene Ontology annotation, molecular function: polyubiquitin modification-dependent protein binding; microtubule binding. The transcript is spliced from 2 exons. The record is from RefSeq and is a predicted model, not a curated record. Gene Ontology annotation, biological process: attachment of spindle microtubules to kinetochore; protein K63-linked deubiquitination; mitotic spindle assembly. Gene Ontology annotation, cellular component: nucleus. The coding region runs from base 5 to 1252 and encodes 415 amino acids.